CAAAUCCAUUGCUGUGGUUAUCAUGGAGAGCACAGCCUCCCACAGGGCGUUCCUCCACAGUAUUAUAAAUUCCAAUGAGGCAACUGUUUCCCCACAGAGAAGGACCUACAAGGUGACUAGAAUGGCUACUCUACACUCAAUUAUUUGGAUCGUGCUGCUGUGCGGAUUAAUUAAGACGUGCACAUCCUCUUAUUAUGAUGGAGUUGAGGAGCUGAAUAACGACUUUAUUGUAAACUGUGCGAAGGAAGCCAAACACCUGGUAGAUACCGCAUAUAAAAACACACGUAACACUUUGAAGGAGCGUUUAAGGACGAAGACAGCGGGUCCCCGUGAUCUUAUGGCCUACUUCAAGCAGCCUGUCGCAGGGAGCAGGAACUCCAUCCGAGCUGCAGAUUACAUGGGUACCACCCUCCAGCUUCUGUCAGAGAAAGCCAAAUACUUUAAUGAAAGACCCUUCAAUAUUACAGAUCUGUUAACAAAGAGCCAGAUGGACACUAUUUCCAGGAUUGCAGGCUGUGCAACCCAGCACCUUCCCAAGGUGUGUCAGGACAGUCCGUACCGCACCAUAACUGGAGAGUGUAAUAACAGGAAAAAUCCAAAUCUUGGAGCUUCUAACACUGGGUUCACGCGCUUGUUGCCAGCACAGUACGAGGACGGUCUGUCCGUUCCUCGUGGUUGGACUGAAAACCGUCGAAUCAAUGGGUUCCCUCUGCCCUUGGCACGUGACGUAUCCAAUAGGAUUGUGCGAUUCCCCACUGAAAAUAUUACCCUGGACAGUGCUCGAGCACUUAUCUUCAUGCAGUGGGGACAAUGGACAGAUCACGACCUCGACCUCUCUCCUGAGACCCCUGCACAUUCUACGUUCCUCGAGGGUGUGGAUUGUGAUACCAGCUGUGCCCGGGAACCUCCAUGCUUUCCUCUCAGGAUUCCACCCAAUGAUCCUCGGUUUACAAAUCGUAGUGACUGUAUCCCAAUGUUCCGCUCUUCUCCUGUAUGUACCCCGGGAUCUCCAGUCCGAGAGCAGAUAAAUAUUCUCACCUCGUUUGUUGACGGCAGUCAAGUGUACGGCAGUGAUUUUGCACUGGGUACUAAGCUACGUAAUAAUACAAACCAGUUGGGCCUAAUGGCUAUUAACCAAAACUUCACAGACAAUGGACUUGCAUUCCUGCCCUUUGAAACAGCAGAAGAGGACUUUUGUGUUCUCACCAAUAGGUCUUCUGGGAUCCCCUGUUUCUUGGGAGGAGACCCACGUGUAAGUGAGCAACCUGGUCUUACAGCUUUCCACACACUUUUUGUACGAGCACACAACCGAAUAGCGACUGAGCUGCGCAAGAUGAACCCCAGAUGGUCUGGAGAGACACUGUAUCAAGAAGCUAGGAAGAUUGUAGGAGGAAUCUUGCAGAAAAUAACAUAUAAAGAUUGGCUGCCUUUACUGUUGGGAUCAGAGAUGCCUCGGGUACUCCCAACAUACAGAGGUUAUAAUGAGUCUGUGGACCCACGAGUGGCCAAUGUCUUCACUGUUGUAUUCCGCAUGGGCCAUACUCUGAUACAGCCAAUCAUCUACCGCCUUGCAAGUGGUUAUCGUCCUUAUAUGCCAGAACCACAAGUCCCGCUUCACAUGACCUUCUUCAAUAGCUGGCGGGUGGUAAGAGAAGGAGGAAUAGACCCUCUUCUCCGUGGACUCAUGGCAAAUAGAGCUAAACUUAACCGUCAGAACCAAUUGGUGGUGGAUGAACUAAGGGAGCGUCUCUUCAAGCUCUUUAAACGGACUGGCCUUGACUUACCAGCACUCAAUUUGCAAAGAGGCCGUGAGCAUGGAUUGCCAGGGUACAGUGCAUGGAGGAGGUUCUGCGGGCUCCCCGCACCACGCAACCUGAAUGACUUAGCUAAUGUGCUAAAUAAUAGGCAAUUGGCCCAAACAUUCAUAAACUUAUAUGGCACGCCUGAAAAUAUUGACAUCUGGGUUGGAGGUGUUGCUGAGCCUCUAGUCCGCAAUGGCAGAAUUGGAAUGGUGAUGAGCUGUCUGAUUGGGAACCAGUUAAGUAGGGCUCGAGAUGGAGACCGGUUUUAUUAUGAGAAUCGUGGAGUGUUCACUUCGGCUCAGAAGAAUGCAAUACAAGCAGUGACUCUGGCUCGUGUCAUCUGUGAUAACACCAGGAUCACUGAGGUCCCCCAAAAUGUCUUUAUGGGUAAUCAGUAUCCCAGCGAUUUUGUUAGCUGUUCCAGAAUUCCAGCACUGGAUCUAAGACCAUGGAAACAAAAUUAAAAGUGGAAAUGGAACUGUCGGGGAGGCGCAACCAUGGACAUCAACAUGGUGUGGCUACAAGCAACUGUCGCAGAUCACAGCUCCUUCAUAUUGAACCACCAUUGGGUCCUGCUGAGCUCUCGGACUUGUCUUGCCUGAUCCUGUUACUGUAUAUAACAGGUUUACUUGAUGAUAAGUCUGAAGACCAGGAAAACAAAGAAUGAAGAUCACUAGUAGCAAAAGACAGGAUUUAAAGGGAAUUUAUGCAAAGUAUUAAUAUGCAUUUACUGUAGUAUUACACAAUGAAUUUAACUUUGGGUACUGUGUUAUAUAUAAACUGUUUAUGCUUGCAUUACAUGCUAAAGUCAAACAACCAUAUUUGUUCUCCAAUACUAUGACAGUAACAGCAGUUUACAUACUCAUAGUGAUAUAAUAACCCCAAUUGUUUGUUGUUAUUUUAAUGGGGUGUUCAGCAUUUGGUGUAUACUUUAAUUUACUGUACUAUUUUAUGUGUGCAAACCUUUCGUUUAAUAAAACAGUAAUGUGGUCACUGGUCAGUCAUCUCUUCUCAGUAUUUGGACAAUUUCUUCAUUAUAAUAAUGCCUAGCAAAUAUAAUAAAUUAUUGUGGAGCCCAUCCAAUUGCA
Pseudophryne corroboree (corroboree frog) is the source of this 2890-nucleotide messenger RNA. RefSeq names its product myeloperoxidase-like. The transcript has 14 exons. The record is from RefSeq and is a predicted model, not a curated record. Bases 23 to 2266 code for a protein of 747 amino acids. NCBI's taxonomy places the organism in Eukaryota, Metazoa, Chordata, Amphibia, Anura, Myobatrachidae. Gene Ontology annotation, molecular function: heme binding; peroxidase activity. Gene Ontology annotation, biological process: response to oxidative stress; defense response to bacterium.